AUGUUCGCCAGCAUCACCGUUGCCAAUGAUGUCAACGCCGGGUUCAACGCCUACACGGCAGCCCAGGUCAUGGUCGACCGAGCCUCUCAUUCAUGGGAAUGGGGUACCGCCGCGGAAGCUUUACUAGAGCUCUAUAACCCAGAGCUGUCCGUAUUUGGACCCGAGCCCUUCCCUGGAGGCAAGAUUCCCAAAGCGGACCCGUCAACGUUCGCUCUGAGAUACGCGCGGCGGUGCAUCAACCGAAACUCGCAGAUUCUAGUCAGCGACAGCGCCGUGGGUGAUCCCGCUUCCCUUGGGGUUUCGGCUAUCCUACUAGGACAGUCAGAGAAUGUAUACCUCGGCGCCUCUAAGCGGCAGGCUGAGUACUUAUUGAAUUCGGCCCCGAGGUGGAGCAACGGCGCCAUUUCACACAGGUCGGAGGAAGCUGAGUUGUGGAUUGACAACAUGGCCAUGUCCUUCCCUUUCCGCCGUCAAGACGACGACACCUCUCUGAUGGCAGAGGCUGUGCGUCAGUGUGGGCUAUAUCGAGACGUCCUUCAACCAAGCGGGACCUUGAACUGGCGUCACAUUGUCGGCCCAAUGUCCCCAGACUAUGGGCUCUGGUCAACAGGCAACGGUUGGGCAGGCUAUGGCAUGGUGCGCGUUCUUCACACGCUGCAGAAGUGGCCCAGGUCCGCCUCGAUGUCGUGGCAAGCUCAACAGCUCAAAACUUGGAUCAAACAGAUUCUCGACGGCGCAAUGCUCUCCGGGUUUGAUGGUGGCCUGCUGCGCAACUACCUAAACGAUGACAGCUGGUUCGGCGAGAUUUCUGGCACAGCAAUGCUGUCGGCUGUGGCGUAUCGGAUGGCCAUCAACGACCCAGCCAUGUUUCCGCAGCGGUACAUCACCUGGGCGGACACCAACCGCAAAUCGCUCUCUGUGCGACAGGGUCGUGACGGUGUUUUCGUCCCGGCGGUCAACCCUUAUGCGUGGCUCGACAGAAAGCAAUACUACGACGGAUCUUCCGAGGGCCAGGCUUUCGCAGUACAUCUCUACACAGCCUACCGAGACUGUGUCAACGCCAAAGUGUGCGCAGAGCCACCUUCGUCAGCGGCCACCGUCUCUAAGCCUGGUCUUGGGCCCAGGAACAUCGUGACCAUAUUGACCAGCCCUGUCACCUUCACCGCCAUACCGGACCCAACGGGCACCGUCUGUGCUGCGCCUCAGAGCUGUGACGACAGCGACUGCAACGGUACUUUUGAUGGCCUCUCCAAUGGCUGCGCGGGCGCUUUCAACGGCCUGUCCAAGUACCCCACAUGUACUGGCAACUUUGAGGGUUGCGAGUGUAAUGUCACGCCCGAGAUAUGCGGUCCGCAUCAACCCUGUGACCGUAACGGCUGCGCCGGGGCGUUCAACGGCCUCGUCAAAUAUCCCACGUGCACUGGCAACUUUGAAGGCUGCGAAUUCACGGCUGAGAUCUGUGGCCCUCAUCAACCCUGCGAUCGCAACGGCUGCGCCGGAGCAUUCGACGGUCUCGCCAAGUAUCCCAAGUGCAGUGGCAACUUUGAGGGCUGCGAGUGCACCGUGACGCCGGAAAUAUGCGGUCCGCGACAGCCGUGUAACCGCAACGGGUGCGAGGGCGCCUUUAACUGGUACCAGCCGUACGCCCAGUGUUCUAACAAUUUCGAGGGCUCCCCGCAGUGCAACGAUUUCUUCAACGGCUGCGUCUGCCAGGCGACUUCGAACACGUGCGGUCCGAAGCAGUCCUGUGACAACAACGGAUGUGCUGGCGGCUAUGACUCGAACGGCGUGGCCCGGUGCCAGGGCAACUUCCGCGGGUGCGAAUGCAACCCCUCUUCUGCCACAUGUGGAGCUCAGCAGAGUUGCUCGGCAAACGGCUGCAACGGCAUCUAUAACAACGGCAAACCCAUCUGCGCGGGCAACUACUUCGGAUGCGCUUGCGAGGGCGAUCCAAGAUGGAUCCCCGAGCCUCCUAAGCCGCCCCGGCCCGUGGCCCCGCGCAAAGCCGGUUUCAUGAUCACCAUGGUGUCGGUGAUGAUUAACAAGAAGGUCAUCGACUCGUACCAAGUGUUCAACCUCAAAAAUGUCUUACUUCCCGGUGGCAUCUGCGACCAAAGGUUCAUCAGCGGACGCGAGGACACAUCGCCCCGGCCGUAUCCGGAUAGCCUCCCGGCUUUCGAUAUAGACUCAUUCAGCAACUGCAGGUAUUCGGGAACGGCCCGAGUUGUUGGCUCUCUUACGUGCAAUGAUAACCCCCUUGUUGAGUGCACUGCCGCCCGGGGAGGGGCGAGCUGCAAUGACGCCAACGGUCUUAUGAGUGCUCUGGUCCAGUUUAGGAUUGAGUGUUGGAUCACAAGUCGAUCUCAGAAUUGA
Molecule: messenger RNA, 2373 nt
Organism: Verticillium alfalfae VaMs.102
Lineage: Eukaryota; Fungi; Ascomycota; Sordariomycetes; Glomerellales; Plectosphaerellaceae
Exons: 6
Coding region: 1-2373 (790 amino acids)
Biological process (GO): carbohydrate metabolic process
Source: RefSeq, a predicted model, not a curated record